CCGUGUUAUUUCAAGGGUUGGCAUGGCAACGGAAUACAACCUGAGCGAGUUACAAAGCUAGUGCUGAAUGAGUAACGUUUCUUCACUAUAAAAUAAUUUUAAAUUAUUAAUAAUUUCAAUUCAUUAUUUGUUUUUGUUCUGGGUUUGAAAAAUUGAAAUAGUUUCCCACUGAAAAGAUGAGAAAACGAGUUGAGAAAUCCUCCAAAGAAAAAGUGGACAAGGUGGAUUCUGGGUUUGAGGAGGAACCAUCCAAAACUGCAGAUGAUUACCAGUGUUCAGGAAAUCUGGAGUUGGACUUCACAGAACUGUGUAAGCUCUUGGGUGUGAAAAAGAUCCCCUCUGUCAAGAUGAAACAGUCAAAAUCUGUGAUGGAACACAAUCAAUCUCAGACAUACUUAGAUAGCCAAAUGACAACAUGGUCCUCUGAGCCCUGCCUCGAGAUAGAGCUGGACAAUGAAGACCAUGACAGCGUAAAAGCAGUCAAGAUAUCUGGAUGGAAGGUGGAUGAGAUGAUGCUGCAGGUGCUGAGCAGGACAUUGCCAUCCCUCAGUAAUUUCCAGUGCUUACACAUGUGGCGUGUAGGCCUGACGGAUUGCACUUUUGCCUCCUUGAGAAACACAGUGUCUCUGUGCUCAAAUCUCAGGAAAGUGGUUUUGGAUGGCAAUCCACUCCCUGAGCAGAGUUACCACUUACUCAUAGGGGAGGACAGCAUGCUGACAGACUUGUCACUACGUAACAGUCGUAUAGGAGAGGAAGGAGCUCGUCUGAUUGGCUCGGCUCUGUCCACUGUACACGCUGCCAAUAAAAACCUCCUGUCACUCAACCUGGCCUUUAAUAGCAUUGGUGAUGCGGGUGCAAAUCACAUUGCUCAGGGUCUGCGUCUCAACCGUUCCUUGCUAUGUCUGUCCUUAUCCUACAAUCAAAUAGGAGAUGAUGGAGCAGCUCAUUUGGCUGAGGUGCUUGGCCCCUUUGCUCUGACGCAUGAGGAGAUAGUUGAGAGAAGGAAGCUGUUAAUUAAAGGUGAACAAUCAAUGAUCCAGCCGUCUCUGGUUAGUCUUGCAGACUUGCAUGAGCAGCCUCUUUCCGUCCGGAGCAGCUCUUCACUGGAUCGCCUCAACAAGAGUGCAAAGAACACCACCAAAAAGAAGGACAACCCUAAAAAAGAGGAGAAACCAGCACCAGGUCAGGCAGCCAAGAAAGAGGAUCCAAAGGUGGCCAAGAAAGAUGAUAAAGUUCCCCGUAGUCAGGCCGGAAAAAUAGGAGGCAAAGACAAGAAUCUGCCAGUGUCUGAACAAGAGACAGUGGAGGUUGUUGAGACUGUGAUUCCUCUCUUGGAUCCUGGAAUUGUGCACACUGGAGGGAAAGUCAUUCAUCCGGGAAACACAUGCCUUACCUCUCUGAAUCUCUCAGGAAAUAAACUGACUGAGCAGUCGCUCAAGCUGUUCCUCUCAUCUUUGGAAGGCCAGGGUGAAAGUGGACUUCUGCGUCUUUCUCUCAAUAGGAAUCAGUUUCCGUCAGAUUGUGACAGCUUCCUGAAGAUACAGGAAAUGAUGUCUCUCAAGGACCCUCUAAACAAAAACAACACUGGUCAGGUGGAGGAUGAACAUGGUGAACCAAAGACCACCAGUGCAGCUUAAUAAUGUAAAUGACAAGAAAAUAAAUGUUAACAUAAGAAAUGACUGCCCCAACUCAACUAUAUCAAUAUUUCAUGGUUCCAUAAUGUUAAUCUUCUGAUUUUUUUUUUUUUUUUUUUUUAAGUUUUGCUAAAUUGUAUUUUCAUAUACACUGAGCAUAAAGGGCUCUAGAUGCGGUUAAAUAUUAGUUUGUUUAACAUUUUGGUCACUACACGCUAUUUCAUUGUUUUGAUAACUUUUUUAACGUUCUAAAAUGUGGAAAAUAUGCAGGCUUACUGAAAAACCGGGUAUUGGUUUAAAUGUACAUUUUACUUUGUAUUUCUGCUAUAUUUCAGCACAUUUUAACUUAAGAAUUAUUUACGUUUUACCAUUUUUCAUUGUCAUUGUAUCAUAUGCUACAUGUUUAUGAAAAUAAAGCAAGUCCACAUAA
This is a messenger RNA of Megalobrama amblycephala (Wuchang bream), 2064 nucleotides long. It is a transcript of the gene lrrc71, whose product is annotated as leucine rich repeat containing 71. The record is from RefSeq and is a predicted model, not a curated record. The transcript is spliced from 14 exons. Gene Ontology annotation, molecular function: protein binding. Bases 177 to 1637 code for a protein of 486 amino acids. NCBI's taxonomy places the organism in Eukaryota, Metazoa, Chordata, Actinopteri, Cypriniformes, Xenocyprididae.